This is a messenger RNA of Stegodyphus dumicola, 417 nucleotides long. Its product is annotated as classical arabinogalactan protein 9-like. Lineage: Eukaryota; Metazoa; Arthropoda; Arachnida; Araneae; Eresidae. The record is from RefSeq and is a predicted model, not a curated record.
AUGGCUGGUCUCCAACGACACGUGGAUGCCGAAGGUAAAAUUAUUUCUGCACACAGCUGCUCCUCCCCCUGCUGCUCCUUCUUUCCUGCUGCUCCUUCUUCUGCUCCUCCUCCUCAAGUUGCUUCCCCUCCUGCUGCUCCUCCUCCGGCUGCUCCUCCCCGUGCUGCUCCUCCACCUGCUGCUCCUCUUCCUGCUGCUCCUCCUCAGGCUGUUUCUCCUCUGGCUGCUCCUCCUCAAGCUGCUCCUCCUCAAGCUGCUCCUCCUCAGGCUGCUCCUCCUCGGGCUGCUCCUUUUCCUGCUGCUCCUCCUCAAGCUGCUGCUCAUCAGGCUGCUCCUCCUCAGGCUGCUCCUCCUCAGCUGCUCCUCCUCAGGCUCUCCCCUGCUGUCUCUCAGCUGACCUCCUCUCCGGCGGCCUGA